GUGUGUGUGUGUGUGUGUGUGUGUGUGUGUGUGUGUGUGAUGGACCUCGUCCCGGCCGUGGUGGCCGUUAAGAUGCGGUGGAUAACGCUGUUAGUAGUGGGUCUAACAAUCUGGACUACCCUGUCUCACUGCUUCGACUAUGAAGAACCCAGCUUUGACUAUUACGGCGAUGAAGACAGGACGGACAAUAUAGACUACAAAGACCCGUGUAAAGCCGCGGCGUUUUGGGGAGACAUUGCGUUGGACGAGGAGGAUCUGCGGAUGUUUCAGAUCGACAGGACGAUAGACGUGACGCAACACACACACACUCACACACACUCCAGACAAGGACACACCACUGGUGGUGUAGAGGAACAUGUCAUCUCAAAGAAGAAAGGAUCAUUAUCCCUCCUCCUGGACAGAAUACGGAGGUUUGGCUUCGACUAUAGGCCUAAGAACUCCAGUCAGGAGUCAGCCUCCGGUCCCAAGACCCAGACUGGGAAAACUGCUGCCGGAAAGACUGGGAAGGCUAGGAAAGCCGUAAAGAGUGGGAAUACAGUGAAGCCAGGGAGCGUCGGGAAAACAGGAAACGCCUGGAACGUUGUUGUGAAGAAUCGUGUUCCUAGAGCAGCAACCUCCAGAGCUGAGAGGAUCUGGCCAGGAGGAGUCAUACCUUACAUCAUAGGAGGAAACUUCACUGGCAGUCAAAGAGCGAUGUUCAAGCAGGCGAUGCGUCACUGGGAGAAACUGACCUGUGUUACCUUCAUAGAGAAAACUGAAGAGGAGAGUUACAUCGUCUUCACAUACAGACCCUGUGGAUGUUGCUCCUACGUGGGUCGUCGUGGUAACGGUCCUCAGGCGAUAUCGAUAGGGAAGAACUGUGAUAAGUUUGGCAUCGUGGUUCAUGAGUUGGGUCACGUGAUCGGAUUCUGGCACGAACACACCCGGCCCGACCGAGACGACCACGUCACCAUCAUCAGAGACAACAUACAACCAGGUCAGGAGUAUAACUUCCUGAAGAUGGAACCAGGAGAGGUGAACUCACUUGGAGAGCCGUACGACUUCGACAGCAUCAUGCAUUAUGCUAGGAACACCUUCUCACGGUAA
Coregonus clupeaformis (lake whitefish) is the source of this 1086-nucleotide messenger RNA. Its product is annotated as dorsal-ventral patterning tolloid-like protein 1. Gene Ontology annotation, molecular function: metalloendopeptidase activity; zinc ion binding. Gene Ontology annotation, biological process: proteolysis. Lineage: Eukaryota; Metazoa; Chordata; Actinopteri; Salmoniformes; Salmonidae. The record is from RefSeq and is a predicted model, not a curated record. The transcript has 7 exons. The coding region runs from base 40 to 1086 and encodes 348 amino acids.